Adineta steineri is the source of this 654-nucleotide messenger RNA. NCBI's taxonomy places the organism in Eukaryota, Metazoa, Rotifera, Eurotatoria, Adinetida, Adinetidae. The record is from the annotation of a GenBank genome assembly.
AUGAAUGCAGCAGAUUUGAAAUAUUUAUCGGACAUUAUAGUACCUAAAAAACAAAACGAUGAUCGAAAAGGUCGACGUCCUAAUGAACGCUAUGCUUUUCAGAAACAGCAUCCACAGGCGACAACAUAUAUAAUGAUGAAGUAUAGUCAAUCUCGUGUACCUAUUCUUUAUGGUCCUCAAAUUCCUCGACAAGAUCGUGAUGACACACGAGAACGGUACUGUCGAGCUCUUCUAACACUUUUUGUGCCCUGGCGUUCCGAUCGUGAUGAAUAUUUACUUCAAGUUAUUGCCGAAGCUGAAACUGAUGGUGAUGUGAUUGAUCCUGUAUUUUUACCACCAAAUCAAGAUAUUUAUGGUGACGAUGGAAUCGACGACAGUGAACAUUUACUUGAGUUACUCGGUAGUUUAGAUGAAUAUACUACGACUGCGAUGAAUUCCAUCAAAAAGUCAACAGAAAGCAAAUACAUUGAAGAAACUAUUCAAGUGGUUGAAAACGUUGGACGAUUUUCUGAUGUACACUCACAUACUCGUCAUCUUUUUAAUGAAGCUGUUGGUGGUAUGGAUCAACAAAUUGUGCCGUUCGUUUCAGCUACACCUACUCUCGUUCGACUCAAUACUAAAUGGCAAGAACAACUAAAGACUGAGAAAGAAUGA